Neopelma chrysocephalum (saffron-crested tyrant-manakin) is the source of this 6340-nucleotide messenger RNA. RefSeq names its product doublecortin like kinase 1 (gene DCLK1). NCBI's taxonomy places the organism in Eukaryota, Metazoa, Chordata, Aves, Passeriformes, Pipridae. Gene Ontology annotation, biological process: retina development in camera-type eye; axoneme assembly; neuron migration. Gene Ontology annotation, cellular component: neuron projection; axoneme. Bases 454 to 1545 code for a protein of 363 amino acids. The transcript has 7 exons. The record is from RefSeq and is a predicted model, not a curated record. Gene Ontology annotation, molecular function: ATP binding; microtubule binding; protein kinase activity.
CCGGCACCCCCGCUCUGCGGGCAGGGCGCGCUGCCCGGAGCAGCUCCAGCGCCGAUGGAAGAUCGGGGCCGCAACGGGAGGGAGACAGAAAGGGGGAGACAGCGGCGGCGGCGCCGCCCUCUGGAGAGCGCCUGGGAGAGGCUGGUGUGAAGAGCCGCAUUUCAAUGAGGGCCGGGCUAAUGCAAAUCACUGCAACCGGCAGCAGCAGAAGAAAGGCGAAGCAGCUGCAGCCCGGGCUCCCCAGCAGCGCGCUACAGCCAGGGGAGGCGUAACAAAGGCAGCGGAGCCGCUUUCUGCGGCAACUACUGCGCCUGCAGCCGGGUGGUCGCCGGGGGGAGGGGGGAGCUCCUUGGCCGCUUUCCAUUCCGAGCCGCCGCCUUCCCUCCGCGCCCCGCCGGCAGGUCUGAGCGAGGAGGUGCCCGCCAGGCUGCGGAGAACAGGUUGAACUUCAAGAUGUCCCUUGGGAGAGAUAUGGAGCUGGAGCAUUUUGAUGAGCGUGAUAAAGCACAGAGAUAUGGCAGAGGGUCCCGGGUAAAUGGUCUACCCAGCCCUACUCACAGUGCCCACUGCAGCUUUUACCGAACCCGUACUCUACAGACCCUGAGUUCUGAGAAAAAAGCCAAGAAAGUUCGUUUCUAUCGUAAUGGAGACCGGUAUUUCAAAGGGAUUGUAUAUGCCAUCUCCCCUGACCGGUUUAGAUCCUUUGAAGCUCUCCUGGCUGAUCUGACCCGAACUCUGUCUGACAAUGUGAAUCUGCCCCAGGGAGUGAGAACAAUCUACACAAUUGAUGGCUCCAAGAAGAUUACCUCCUUGGACCAGCUAGUAGAAGGAGAAAGUUAUGUAUGUGGUUCCAUAGAACCCUUCAAGAAACUGGAGUACACGAAGAAUGUAAACCCAAACUGGUCAGUGAAUGUUAAGACAACUUCUACUUCUCGUUCAGUGCCAUCUCUUGCCACUGCUAAAGGAGGUGCUCCAGAUGCAAAAGAGAAUAAGGAUUUCAUUAGGCCUAAACUAGUCACUAUCAUCAGGAGUGGAGUGAAGCCACGGAAAGCAGUCCGGAUUCUGCUCAACAAGAAGACAGCACAUUCAUUUGAACAGGUUCUUACUGAUAUAACUGAUGCCAUCAAGCUGGAUUCGGGAGUGGUUAAACGCUUAUACACGCUAGAUGGAAAACAGGUGAUGUGCCUUCAGGAUUUUUUUGGUGAUGAUGACAUUUUUAUUGCAUGUGGACCAGAAAAGUUCCGUUACCAGGAUGACUUCUUGUUGGAUGAAAGUGAAUGUCGGGUGGUGAAAUCCACUUCCUAUACAAAAAUAGCAUCGACUUCACGUAGGAGCACCACCAAGAGCCCAGGCCCAUCCCGACGCAGCAAGUCUCCAGCUUCAACUAGCUCAGUAAAUGGAACCCCUGGUAGCCAGCUUUCUACUCCCCGCUCUGGGAAGUCUCCAAGCCCAUCUCCCACCAGCCCAGGAAGCCUACGGAAACAGAGGGACCUGUAUCGCCCACUCUCUUCGGAUGAUAUGGAUUCAGUAGGAGACUCAGUGUAAAAGAGAAAAUGGAACAAUGUUUAUGGUUUGUGAUUUGAUGAAGGUUUAACAUUUUUAAAGAAAAUAGCUGCUAAUUUACAGUAAUAGUGAAUCGCACAAAAGAGUUUUGCAUAUUUAAUAUUAACAACAUGGGGCCAAAUUAAUUCCAGUCUGUGGGGGUAUUUUUGGCUUUACCACUGCAUUUUAAUGCAAGAAUUUGUAAUGAAUGAGCCAUUGAAUAUGUCCGUCAAAUCCAGAACAGCAUUGUGCACACUUUAAGGAAGAAGGUGAAUAUAACGCACAAAUCCAUAGUGGGCACAGUUAUGAAUAGGGCUAUUUUUAUCAUCUAAGGUACUGAUUAUAUGUUCUGUUUUUACCAUAGGUAUCUUUAUUCAUUUUGGUAUGAACAGUUAAUGAAUACUUUGCUUUUACUAACGAAUAGGUAAAAUGCAGAAAAGAAAAAACCUGCCAUAUUAAACUGCUUGCACCACGCUGUCUGAUCUCAACAUGCACAUUUGGAACACUCUAAGUUUAGUCUUUUUAUCUAAAUGAAAAGAAAGUGAAGAAAUCCUGUGUGGUAACAGGACAAAAGUAAAUGCUUUCAAAGCAGCGUUCAAAUUCUCUUCACUGCCUUACCAUCUGAUAACUGUAAACAGAAGGGUGUUCACAGGCAAUAUGAAUGUUUUACCUGGCAAGAGCUGUUAAUGCUGAUCAUCCAUGUGUUGCAAGUAAAUAUGGACAUAUUUCUGAUCGAGAAAGUAUGGGGCCCUGAUUGCUAGCAGUGUCAUCUGACAUACAUAUACACCUUUCGGGGAAAUACAUUUUGCCUGAGAAACUAGUGAUUAUUUUCCCUUAUGUUAAAAAUGGGAGCAUGAUUUUGUAUUUGCUAUAAUAAGACAUUUUAUGCAUUUUAAAAUGAAAGCCUAUAGAAAUGGUGGUAUUAUAAAUCAUCCUCCUAUUGACCUAAUUCCUGCGCUUUCACAAUUUCUAGAGGUGGUCAUUUUGUACAGCAUGAAUAUGCAAAACUCCUUUAGUGUUAAAGUAGGUCACGCAUUAUAACCAGUUGCUUAACAAAUACCUACUAAUUUUUAUUUGUUUUCUGCUGCUUUAUUGUGAGAAUCUUAGUCUACUUAAUUUAUGUAAUAAUAGCAAUAUUUUCCAUUGUAUGUUAUAUUUAAGCCCAUAGUGUAGUGAUCAUACAAGUUUGCAGUCUUAUACCUUUCCUUCCAUUUUCUCAAAUACUAAUGAUUUAAGAAUUAGAAAUCAGUGUAAUUCUGACUCUCAACAAAAAUCUAUAGAGAUUAUAUUUUUGAGCUACUUAGUGAUGAUUUAAUAUAUUUUGAAAUCAGGAAAAUUUACUUAAUUGCAGAAAAUGCUUAACUACCACAUGCCAACUUUUAAAUGUAGUUAAAUAAUUCCUCUACGCUGAUUUAAUAAAAUAAAAUAAUAAAAUUCAGUGGAUGGAAAAUAUUGGCAUGUGAUGUUAUGGCUUCACUAUAUCAAUACAAUUUUAUUUGUGGAGGAUAUUUGCAAAGAGAAAUAAAAGGGCAGCAGAAUACAAAACUUACCUUCUCUGUUUUCAACACUUAAUUCCAGUAUCACCUGAAGAGAAAAUCAUUGAUCUGGCAGGUUUGUUGGAGCAGUUAGGUCAUUCCUUUUUGAAAUGCAUGUUUUGUCAUUCCUGCUUCAGACUUCAACCUAAAACUGUUCCCAGCCAUGAGAACAGUACGUCCCCUGCCCCAUACCUUAAUCCUAAGGUUGUUCUGUUCUACUGCAAAAGUUCAUAGCUGUGAAGUUACUUGCAUUUUCAGCUGUUGCGAGGGUAUGUCUUUAUAAAAUGUUUUAUUGAUCCCAAGAAAUGCAUAUUAUGUAAAGGUGUAUUGGGAUCAGUUUCCAAAACUUCAGGCAACUCCAACAGAUUGAAUGAAAUACGUACUGAUGGUUUGAAAAUUGUUUUUUCCUGCAAAGAAAAUAAAUUCCAGGAAUUUUGUUUUUCCUCCCCUCUCCCAUAUAGGCUGCUGCUGCUUAAGGCAGUUUAUUAAGAAUGUUUGUUCUGCACAGGGAGCACAGAUUGCCAGCAAACCUGAAUCCCAUGGCUUUGCUUAGCUGUGGAAAAGAAAAAUGGACCUUAUAUCAGUAAUUGUUAUCAUAGCGAGUUCUCCAUCAAGACUGUUUUAAAAAAGAAUAUGCUAGUCCAUAGCAUUUAAUCAUUUCAACAUAUGACUUAUAUUAAGGGGCUAUUCAGGGGCAAUACGUAUCAUUAAUAUUUCAUUUAAGGAAUUAAAGUCCCUUGGAGAUUGAAAAGGUACACUGUUUAUAGACUUUGAGAUCCUUUUUGUGUGGAAUGUAAUUCCCAUUAUACAUGAGCAGAAAUGAAAUGUUUCUUUUGAGCAAGACCAGAAGGUUUCACUUUAUGGGUGAAACUGAAAUUGUGUUUCUUGAUGCUGUAGUUCUACUUGCAACAGCACAGGUUUUAGUUUGUCCCUAGAUUUCAUCAACUGCAUUGAAUAACAGAAUACCUUAAGCAACUUUAUAGUGUUUGAACCUCUGAUAGUUCUCUAUGCUGCAUUAUUUGUGCCUACUCUAAGGUGAUUAUGAUGUAGCUAAAGAGUCUUGUAUAGAUUGUGAAUGCUUUGCUUCUCUUUGAGCUUUAUGAAUACUUGUGAUUAUUUCCCUAAUGCUUUCUGCAACUUUCUGUUUUGGUUUUUUAAAAUCUCUUUACUUCUUUUAUGCAACAAGCAGUUCACGUGUGAAGCACAGAAUGUGUGUGUUUAUAUUUACGUACACACUUAUAUAGAUUAAUGGCUUUGAAAUCCAUGUGCAGUUAUGUCACAUUCGUGGCUUUAAACAAAUAAGUGGGGAAAAUGUUGCUAAUGGGAGGACGCUCAUCUAGUGGGAUUCACUACAGCUCUGUUAAAGUCAGUGGAGCUGCACCAACCAGUACCUGCUGAGCAGCUCUCUUGAAGAAGUCUGUACAAUUUUAAAAGAUCACAUCUACAGAAAAGAGCUAAGUUCAAACUGAGCAGAAGUUGGUGGCAAAACCGCCAUUGACUCCGAGGUAGGAAGGAUAGGACCUUAUGCACAAAUACACACACACAGACAAAACAUUAAUCCUAAAUUUGAAAAGGUAUUAUUUUGACAUGUUCAGUCUUAUGCCUCCUCUUGAACCACAUUGUUCUGCAGUAUAUUAAGUCAUGCAACAUUAGAAUUUCUUUUGUUAAAAUCAGUAAAUCUUUAACAUUCAUUAUGCAAUGUGAAAAUUGCUUUCCAGUUUGUAAAAUAAUUCAGCAACAACACAUUAUAUUUAGUUAUUUUUCUCUUCAAACCACUUUUGCAGGGCAUAUUUAGCUGAAAGAUGAAAAUUCUGGGGUGUUAAUAUUGUGGCUAUAAAUGUAUAUUAUAAGAAAGUAUAUAUGGUAUUCAACAGCCUUGGAGAACAACUGGGGUGAGAUUGUGUGGCAUAACAAUUGAGAUAAAUAAUAGUGUUUUCUUUUGCAGUUUCAAAAUCCAGACUGCAGUGUGAACUUUAUAUAGUGCAGCAUGGUACAAAAAUGUCUGCACUCUGAAUGUUAAAAUGAAUUAACAAUAAUAUAGAAAAGAACCUCUGAUCAACCCAAGUUUACUGUUUUGUCAAAAAUAGUAGGGAAAUGAACAGACAAAAAAAUCUUCAUGGUGCUAAAUUACCUCAUUACUUGAUGAAUACUUAGAUUAAUGUUAUCUGUGCUUUUUCUUGUAUCCAAUUAAUAGAGUGCAACAGAGUACAAGAUUGUUCUUUAUUUAAUCUUCACUUUCAGUUUUAUCUGUUAGUGACAGGAUGAGAGCUUGUAACUAUGAGUGAUGAAAAAUAUCGUUAUGUAACACAGCCAGCAGUAAGUAGCCUUACAUGCAGAGCAAAGCAAGCAAGUGGUUAUCACACUCUUUGGAAAUGGGUGUGCUGUACCCAGGAAACCCCUCCAUUCAGAAAGCAGGGGUUGCUGAGCAGACCAGGGACUAUUCUGAGCUGUGUUUGCUGUCAUAACGUGAUUCCUCUGGCUCAGUUUGCUUCUUUUCACCUGGGACCUGAUCUCAGACAGGCUGAGCGCCCUAACUCCCUGCAGAAGGCAAUGGGUAUGUAGAUAUAUGUGUUGUGUACGCACACAUUAGCAAAGAGUGGAAAACACACACAGUGCACACAUACAUAUUCGUAUGCAUUUUAGUAUCUGUAUUUGCCCAUGUUCAUUAUAUUUGAAUUUGCUUAAAUUAACCCUCAGCAGUGAAGUAUGAAAAAAGCUGUACUGUAUUCAGUGUGUACUUGUUGUCUGAUGUUAUAUGGGGUAAUUAGCUUGUAGUUUGCCCUGCAAUACAGUGUUUUGGAAUUUGGACUCUAGUGAAAGAGGAGCUAACAAUGUUUGUGCUAAGGCCUCUUCAUUUUCUUAGUUGCACUAUAAUAUUGUAAAUAUUGGCACAUUUGCAACGUAAGUUUAAGAUUUUACGAAGUUAUGCAUACAAUUAUUUUUUUUAAUGAAAAGUGCUUGGAUAUUUGCUUUUAAAAAUGUACCAUUUUUGUAUUAAUGUGAUGCAGGAAACCAAAAAGAAAGCUGUUGAUUUAUCAACAAAAAAAUGUAAAACUUGCAAAAAUAAAUGCUGAUAAAUGUUUUAUUUCUUAUAAUCAGCUGAAGAAAAUCACCUUCAUUUUUGUGCCAUUGUUUCAUCAUACUGUAUUGUACUUGUGUUUCAUAUUUGACCAUGUCAUCCUGGUUUCAAUUUGUUGUUUCACUAGAUUUAACAUUACUGUAGGUUAUUGUAAGUGAUGUAAUAAAUAUAUUUAAAAAAUACA